AUGUGUUCAUUCCUUCUUUUGUUCUUUCUCUUUUCUUUCUUGCUUUUUUUCUUACUUUUUCUUUUCUUUCUUUUUCUGUUUUCUUUCCUUCUUUCUUUCUCUUUCUUUUCUUUCUUUUUUCUUGCUUUCUCUUUUCUUUCUCUUUUCUUUCUUGCUUUUUUCUUAAUUUCUCUUUUCUUUCUUUCUUUUUUCUUUCUUGCUUUUUUCUUACUUUUUCUUUUCUUUGUUUUGUCUAUUUUCUUUGCUUCUUUCUUGCUCUUUCCUUUCUCUCUUUUUGCUUUCUUUCUUUCUUUCUUUCUUUCUUUCUUUCUUUAUAAAUUAAGUGAUAGCAAAUGUCUUCAUUCCUUUAGCUUUGUCUUCUUUUUCUCCUUCUUCUCCUUCUCCUCCUCCUCCUUCUUCUUCUUCCUCCUCUUCUUCUUCUUCUUCUUUUCCUCCUCCUUCUUUUUCUCUUUCUUCCUUUUCUACUCCUCCUCCUUCUUACUAAUAUUUCUCAUCACUUACAAUCUUUUUAAAUUUAUUCUUCAUAUACUGUUAUUAUUAUUAUUAUUGCUAUUAUUAUUGCUGUCAUUACUUUCACUCAUUUACACUUCUUCUUUUUUUUCCUUCAUCUUCUUCUUCCUCUUCAUCUUCUUUUCCUCCUCCUUCUUCUUCUCCUUCUUUUUCUUCUUCUUUUCCUCCUUCUUCUUCGUUUUCUUUUUUCCUCUCCUUCUUCUUUUCCUCCUUCUUCUUCUUCCUCUUCAUCUUCUUUUCCUCCUCCUUCUUCUUCUUCUCCUUUUUCUUCUUCUUUUUCUCCUUCUUCGUUUUCUUUUUUCCUCUCCUUCUUCUUUUCCUCCUUCUUCUUCUUCCUCUUCAUCUUCUUUUCCUCCUCCUUCUUCUUCUUCUCCUUUUUCUUCUUCUUUUUCUCCUUCUUCGUUUUCUUUUUUCCUCUCCUUCUUCUUUUCCUCCUUCUUCUUCUUCCUCUUCGUUAUCUUUUCCUCCUCCUUCUUCUUCUUCUCCUUUUUCUUCUUCUUUUCCUCCUUCUUCGUUUUCUUCUUUUUUCCUCUCCUUCUUCUUUUCCUCCUUCUUCUUCUUCCUCUUCAUCUUCUUUUCCUCCUCCUCCUUCUCCUCCUCCUUUUUCUUCUUCUUUUUCUCCUUCUUCUCGUUUUCUUUUUUCCUCUCCUUCUUCCUUUCCUUCUUCUUCGUCUUCCUCUUUUUUCCUCUUCCUUUUCCUCCUCCUACUCCUCUUCUUUUUUUUCCCUACUUCUACCUUUAUCACUCUCUUAA
Acanthosepion pharaonis is the source of this 1263-nucleotide messenger RNA. The record is from the annotation of a GenBank genome assembly. NCBI's taxonomy places the organism in Eukaryota, Metazoa, Mollusca, Cephalopoda, Sepiida, Sepiidae.